Fulvia fulva is the source of this 1425-nucleotide messenger RNA. Its product is annotated as MFS transporter prlG. The transcript has 3 exons. Bases 1 to 1425 code for a protein of 474 amino acids. Gene Ontology annotation, biological process: spermine transport; transmembrane transport; spermidine transport. Lineage: Eukaryota; Fungi; Ascomycota; Dothideomycetes; Mycosphaerellales; Mycosphaerellaceae. The record is from RefSeq and is a predicted model, not a curated record. Gene Ontology annotation, molecular function: spermine transmembrane transporter activity; spermidine transmembrane transporter activity.
AUGAGCGAUCUGACCGACGUUGAAGUCGAUGCACGAGCAUGGCCAACAUGGCGCAAAAUCACAACCGUAAUCUUCGUAGCAGGAUUCGCAUUCCUUAGUACCUCUGCCUCUUCCAUCAUCGCCCCAGGCCGCGAACAGAUCGAAGCCGACUUCCACACCUCCCGCACUGUCUCCGUCCUCCCUUUCUCCAUCUUCAACCUAGGCCUCGCCUGGGGUUCCGUGAUCGGGUCACCGAUAAGCGAAAGCCAUGGACGGAAAAUUGUCUAUCUCUUCGUGAUGCCAGCAUCGCUGGUCUUCGUGCUGGGCAGUGGGUUCUCGAAAUCGCUAGCGAGUCUGCUGGUGUGUAGGUUCUUGGGUGGGCUGUGUGGAAGUCCUGGAUUGACGUUGGCGUCGGCGACGAUUGCGGAUGUGUAUAAGCCGGGACGGGCGAGGGGUGUGGCGUUGUAUGGUUAUUAUAGCAUGCCGUGGGUCGGGAGUGUUUUGGGGCCGUUGAUUGGAUCUGUCGUUGUGGCUUACAGACCCUGGCAAUGGACACAAUGGGUUUUCCUCUUCAUCGCAGUGCCCAUGGUCCUUCCGGGCCUGCUCAUGCUCAAAGAGACGAAGCUGAGCGUCCUGGAAGCCAAGGUCGAGAAAGAAGGCAAUCCUUACUCAUGGCGAGAUACCGCCAAUCCGACACACCUUAAAACCCGCCUCACCGCCGCUACCAAAGCUGUACCCAAGUACUUCCGCUCUUCCCUCCUGCGACCACUGGAAAUGCUCUCCACCGAGCUAAUUGUAGCUCUGGUCUGCCUCUAUGCCGGCUUCAACUUCGGUCUAAUCUACGCACUGGUCAUCGUAUUCCCAGACAUCUUCAGCCACACAUACGGCUUCGAUACAAUCGACCAAGGCCUAUCCUUCCUCGGCCUAAUAGUGGGCUGCAUCCUAGGACCAACACUAUUGAUUGUAGACGGCGAAAUCGUCGAAAGAAGGAGAGCCCGAAUGAUAGACCAAGAGAAACUUGCAUCUGAAGAAAAGCUUCCUCCAGAAGCCAGACUCCACGGUGCGAUGAUCGGAUCCGUCCUGCUCCCUGUUGGUCUGCUGUGGUUCGCAUGGACAGCACAACCUUCAAUCAGUUUCCUGUCGUCAAUCUUUGCUUCCGUGUUGAUUACGCUGGGAGCACUGAUGAUCUAUGUCAGUACCUCGGCAUAUGUCGUCGACGUUUAUGGUCCGAGAUACGGCGCGUCAGCGAACGCUGCCAGCUCGAUCACGCGAUAUACUCUAGCUGCGGCGAUCCCCUUGUUUAUCUUGCAGAUGUACGAUGGUUUAGGGAUAGGCUGGGCAACGACUUUGCUGGCAGUUUGCGCUCUGGUCAUGAUGCCGAUACCGUUCUGCUUAUUCAAAUGGGGACCAGCUUUGCGGAGACGGUGUAAAUUUCAGGUAGAAUAG